CACGCUUCCUGCGGAAAAAGUUUUUGUGCCACUGUCCAAACAACUGACCCGAGCAAAUCAUAUGACCACGCGAAGCACGUGACCGACCGUGUAUUUACAACCGAACGGUACAGUGACAAAUUUCCUGGCAAAGGCGGUCGCGAUCUCCCGGAGUUCCGACUUUUUUUCGCCCCAAUUUUAUUAAAGAAAAGAGGUCGUUUUUCCUGUUCUUUUCGUUUUUUAAAUGCUGGCCGAAUGUUUUCGUGAUUCGCUCUUAUGGCAUUACUUAACAGGCUGUUCCUGUCGCGAAAACGAACCUACAAGCAUCAGGAUAACGUACGCGAAAAAUUAUUCCACUUCAACAAUGAACAAGUCAGAGUGGUGUUAUUCCGUGAAUGCGACUUCAGAGGUAGAAAAUUGUUGUUUGAUUCCCAAGCGGUUGAUAAAGUCCCAUUGGGUCCACAACAAAAUGGAUACACCACGCAGACGAUUUCCCUCACGGACGAAGAGAAAAAAGCGAAAUUCGCCGAAAUAUCCAACGGACAUGGAUACUCGUACGCGAAACCUCACUCGGACGUUCAACAACUCGGCGAGAUGAUCUUCGGCUCGGUCGCCAUGAGUUAUCGGGGAACUUCCUACAAAAUCCAUAGUCUCAAUUCACCGGCGAGUAUCAUGUGCACCCAGGUUUUUCCUUGUCCACGACCGUCCCAUACCGUUAAAAAUCUGAGGAAUUCCGCGCCCGGAAGGACUUGUAUUGAAAAUGGGACAGCUUCUUUACAUAAUCUUGAUCAUUCCAUUAGGUUAGAAGAUUCGAGCACCAGUUGUACUACUUCGUUUAGUGAUCAAUCUGUUCAUAGCACUGCUUCAGAUACUUUAUUAGUUUGUAGAAGGACACGUAGUUCACCACUGGAUGUUCCAAAUCUUGGAUGCACUGCCGGUUCAACCAUUCCAAAUACUAGCUUGAUUGGGGAUUCUGGUUUUUGUGGAGCUCAAUCUUUCGAGGGUCCUAAAUCUGUUCCAAUGUGGAGUUUACCAAAAAAUGAUACAGUUUCAUUUUCUUGUGGAAGUUUAUACCGGCGUUGGUUGAGGAGUACAAGCACUUCAUUAGAAUACUCAGGGACAUCAUUAACUGGUUCGGGAUCUAUUGAAGAUUGUUGCACUAAAUCAUAUCCGCGACCAAAAAAAUUAGGUUUGGCAAUUAUUAUUCAAUAUGGACAAAAUCAACAAGAUAAUUUAGAAAAAUACCUUUUAGAACACUCCGUUCUAAUCGAAGCGAUGGUUUGGCGUUUAAGGCAUAGCGCAGAAAUCGCUUACAUCCGCCACACCCAUUUCCUAUCGAUAAUGCUGGAUGUAACAGCUUCUACAUGCAGUUGGUUAACAUCUUUCCUAUCAGGACCACAAUUAUCUUCACACGCGUGGCAAGCGCUCUCUUCAGCCUGUGAUAAUAGCUUCAGUAUUAAUGAUGAUAGCUUUAAAGUUUCGGAAUCGAGUAGUGCUUCGCAAGAAUCUUUGGACUCAAUUAAAACGAACGAUUUUGUGUUUUUAAAUUUAUCACGUUUUUUUACCGGGGGUGAUUCAAAAAGGACGUCUGAAUGUAAUAAGAGAAAUGAUGUUGCACAAAAAUUUAUUAAAGAAUUGUGCGAAUUACUUGAAAGUCUUGAUAUAAAAAAUACAAAUUUUUUUAUAAGUACUUUGAUAACGGCUGUAUUAACACAUCAUUUGGGUUGGGUUGCUACAGCUUGGAGAUCCACGGAAAGUGAUAAAGAAGUUUUUAAGAAGUUGGAACAAACGGGUAAUCCUUUGUGGGGACAAUUAAAUGAUUUAUAUGGCGCUGUUGGUCAUCCAACAAAAAUGGCUCAUACUGUGAUAACCGGCUCGAACAAUUCAGAAAUAAUAACAAAAAUAUUAAGUUCACUAACAUAUUUUAUUCGUUGUAAUGACGUGUUAAGACAGUGUGCUACACGUGAAAAUAUUGAAGAAGAAAAUGAAACCGUCGAUGAAAUUUGCAAAGAAAAAAAUUGUAUUCCAAAAGAAAAUUUUAAAAAGUAUGAAGAUCAUCUAAAAGAAAUUGCAAUCGAAGAUGGAACGUUUAACAAAAAUAGUAACCAAACAAAAUUAGAAUUAAUUUUUCCAAAAAGAAGAAAAAACUCCACCAAACCUGAGUCAAAUCCUGAAAUUGAUAGAUUAAAUCCUUUACUUGAUUUUAAAAAAGAAAAACCUAUGAUUAAAAGUACAAGCUGUUUAACUGAUUUAAGUAAAAUGUGUAGUGAUUUUGACAAUAAUAAUUUAUUUCCUGAAAGAAAUUCAUUUCAAACUUUAAAGAAAAUACCAAGUAUUUCCGAAUUUAACGAAUCAACAAAAAUUAACACACCACCACAAGAUACUCCACCAGAAAUUAUUAAUUUUAACAAUAAAAAUGACGAAAACGAUGUCGUUUUUAUUUUGGGCGACGAUGACAAAUUGGUCGGAUUAAAAAAAGAUAUAAAAUCCAGGAAAACAUCACGCGAAAAUAUCCAAGAUGAAGAAAACGAUAAAGCAUCAAUUAAACCCAGCACUUCUUGGAAUCAUUUAAACGGGGCGAUUUCAAAACAAAACCGAUCGACAUCACGAGCUAAAAGUGAACCUCCUGAAGAUAUAAAACCGAACGAUCACACAACUCAACCGCGUUAUUCAGUUAAAUUCAAUUUUAAACAACAUCAACAGAUUUUUACCAAUUAUAUGAAAAGUAAAAACAUUGAGCUUUCAAAUUUAAGGUUUUCCGAAAAAGUGACGACUUAUAACGGGGAAUUAUCGUCGAAUUUUGAUUUUUCCACUUAUCGAGAUGAUGAUGAUACAGUUGAAGCUUUACAAACGCCAUCUAACGCGUCUGAAUUAGAAUUUAUUAGUGAAAUUCAAGAUUUUGAUAAAGUUGAGGUUCAAUCUGCGAAAGAAAGUUAUGAAGAAAGGAAGCCAAAAAAAUUUAUUAGACAAAAAUUAACAAAUACGGUUAUUAAUGAACCGAUUUUACGAUAUUGUGGUGGAGGGAGUAGAAAAGAAAGUAGGGAAGAUGAAUAUUUCGAUUUUAUGAAUAUUAUCGAAUUACCACUACCUAGAUCGAUUAUAACAAAAUCUUUCAUUACUAUUGGGUAUACAAGUUCGUUAUUUCGGGGAAUUAGCGAUAAAUAUACUUCUGAUAUGGUUUUACAAGGGAUAAGUUCGCCAAAAAAUAAUUGGGAAACGACGCUUCGUAAAGAUUUAUCUUUAGCGGUGCGACAUCCACUUUUAGAUCAACCAAUUGAAGAAGCUGUAGCGAUCAUAGCUAACACAGAUUCAUGGGAAGUACAACUAAUGUCAAGUCAUACUUAUGUAAUUGAUAAAGGUACAUCUGGAGUACGAAUUGGAAUGUCACAAUUAGUAGCAAAUAUGUUAGAACAAUUACUACAAAUGUGGAAAUUACAAGCGCCUGCAGAACAUUGUUUAAUGCAUAUUGAAGAAAGACUCCAAGAAGUGUGUUUGCGAUCGAAAGCCUUGGCCGAAAUGCUUUUAGAAACGGAUUUUUGUAGUAUUGAAUUACUGACAUCUACUUUACAAUUGGAGGUGAAUGAUAUACCGCUUUUGAUGGCCGUAGCUUCAACACAUUCGCCACAAAUAACACAAAAAUAUGGGCUGAGCUUUCAGUGAUAAAUUAUUUGAAUAGUUUUUAAGACUUUUUUUUAUACCGGUUACAUUAGCUUUUAGGAUUUAAUUUGUUUUUUUUUAUACUUUCUUAAUGAUUAUUAAAUUGUGGGAAAAGCAUUUAUUCGUCUUCAAAAAAAGAAAAAUGUUUAUUUUACAUUUUCUAUACGAAUAAAUUAUUUUUAAUCCUUUAAAA
This is a messenger RNA of Onthophagus taurus, 3829 nucleotides long. RefSeq names its product folliculin-interacting protein 2. The record is from RefSeq and is a predicted model, not a curated record. Lineage: Eukaryota; Metazoa; Arthropoda; Insecta; Coleoptera; Scarabaeidae. Gene Ontology annotation, molecular function: protein-folding chaperone binding; ATPase inhibitor activity. Gene Ontology annotation, cellular component: cytoplasm.